Grus americana (Whooping crane) is the source of this 4501-nucleotide messenger RNA. It is a transcript of the gene TMEM184C, whose product is annotated as transmembrane protein 184C. The coding region runs from base 258 to 1760 and encodes 500 amino acids. Lineage: Eukaryota; Metazoa; Chordata; Aves; Gruiformes; Gruidae. Gene Ontology annotation, molecular function: transporter activity. The record is from RefSeq and is a predicted model, not a curated record. The transcript is spliced from 11 exons. Gene Ontology annotation, biological process: transport.
GUAAGCGGGGGCGUGUGCGCGGGGCGGUGCCGCGCCGAGCCGGGCCGGGCCGGGCCAGCGCCGGGCGCCCUGCGACGGGUAGGGGCGGGCCGGGACCAGCCGGGCUGAGGAGGGCGGUGAAGCGCGGAGCCGAGCGAGCCGGCGGGGUGUGCGGGCGGCCCCGCCGGUGAUGCGCUCCCCGCGGGAGCUGCCGGGCCCGGCGCCGGUGUGAGGAGCGUCGGCGCCGGUGUGGCCGGCGGGACGGCGUCGCUGCGGCCAUGCCGUGCACCUGCGGGAACUGGCGGCGAUGGAUCCGGCCGCUGGUGGUGCUGCUGUACAUCGUGGGGCUGCUGGUGGUGGUGCCGCUCUGCGUCUGGGAGCUGCAGAAGCUGGAGGUUGGAAUUCAUACCAAGGCAUGGUUUAUCGCUGGGAUAUUCCUACUAAUGACUAUACCAAUAUCUCUCUGGGGAAUACUACAACACUUAGUCCAUUAUACUCAACCUGAAUUACAGAAACCAAUAAUAAGGAUUCUAUGGAUGGUGCCGAUUUACAGUUUAGACAGUUGGAUAGCUUUGAAAUACCCCAACAUUGCAAUAUAUGUGGAUACAUGUCGAGAAUGCUAUGAAGCUUAUGUCAUCUAUAAUUUUAUGGUUUUUCUUUCAAAUUAUCUAACCAACCGGUAUCCAAACCUCGUAUUAAUAAUAGAAGCGAAAGAUCAGCAGAGACAUCUGCCGCCUCUGUGUUGUUGUCCGUCGUGGGCUAUGGGAGAAGUUUUAUUAUUUAGAUGUAAACUGGGUGUUUUGCAGUACACUGUUGUCAGACCGUUUACUACCAUUAUUGCUUUAAUUUGUGAGCUAGUGGGAGUGUAUGAUGAAGGAAACUUCAGCUUCAACAAUGCUUGGACUUACUUGGUUAUACUUAACAACAUGUCACAGCUAGGCACGUUGCACAUGAACUACUGCAAGAAGAGUGAGCAGCAGCUCUGGCUCCUUGCUGCUCAGCCUUCCAGCCUCCAAGCUUCUUCUCUUGGCACCAGCAGCAGGAAUCAGAACAGCAUGACAUUCCAGCCAAAAAGGGUGUCCUCCUCCUACUGCCAUCAUCAGUUUGCUAUGUAUUGUCUGGUGCUGUUUUAUAAAGUACUACGUGAAGAACUGAACCCUAUCCAACCUGUUGGCAAGUUCCUUUGUGUGAAGAUGGUUGUGUUUGUUUCUUUCUGGCAAGCUGUGCUUAUUGCAUUGUUGGUGAAAGUUGGUGUUAUUUCUGAGAAACACACCUGGGAAUGGCAAAGUGUGGAAGCUGUGGCUACAGGCCUACAGGAUUUUAUAAUUUGUGUUGAGAUGUUCCUGGCUGCUAUUGCGCAUCACUACAGUUUUUCCUAUAAACCUUAUGUUCAAGAAGCUGAAGAAGGGUCAUGCUUUGACUCUUUUCUUGCCAUGUGGGAUAUUUCUGAUAUAAGGGCAGAUAUAUCAGAACAGGUUCGAAAUGUCGGAAGGACGGUUUUGGGCCAGCCAAGGAAAAUGUUUUUUGCUGAGGAUCAUGAACAAAACGAGCAUACAAGUUUACUGUCUUCAUCUACUCAAGACCCAAUUUCUGAUGCUGCUUCAAUGCCAUCUUCACCCAUGGGUCAUUAUCAGGGGUUUGGACAUACUGUGACACCUCUCACGACACCGACAACAGCCCCUGCAGUUGACGGUAUUUAUAACACUUCUGCUACUCGAGAUGCUGAGGAAUCACCUGAACUAGAGCACAAUUUAUCAGAGAAAGCUUUGGAUAAAAGUUAGACUCACCUUUUCUUUGAAUGCAUCGAGGAGUCUGUUAUAUACUUGCCACACAUGUUCUGUUAACAUCUACUAUUAGUGAUGAAAGUUGGAAAGCUUGGAAAAGCUACUACGCAGACAGGAAGAGGAUAUGCUGUAACUGACAUCUGAAUCCUGAAUCUAUAAUGGCUGUGAGUAUGAGUACCCCAGUAAUAUAAAAGACGCACAUUGUAAAAGUUUCUGCAUAAAUUUAAGAAUCAACUCAAACUGCUAAACACUUAUACAUCAUGUCAAAGUUACACUGACUUUUAUUAAUACAAAAGAAACAUUUGGAAAAAAUACUCUGCUCUUGUAAAGAUGAAGUGGAAGUACUACUAGCAAUGGGAAAACUUAAUUUCAAGAAUGUAAUUUAAGGACGGCAGCUGCAAAAAGUGUUUGUGUUGGCUUUGGUUGUCGUCUUAACGAUGGUAACUUCCACACCCCAAUGCUGAAUGGAGUGUGGACAAAACAGUAACUUCUGUACAGAUGCCAUCUUCUUCCUUCUCCUGCAUAGCUAAAUAAAACCCCUUCAUGAAGAUAAUUAUUACAGAGUGUCAGUAAAGAAUCUAUACAAAGAAAGCAUUCCCUACAGGCCUCGCUAUAAAUUCCAUGCCCAGAACAUACGGUUGGCAUAUCUGUUGUCCUUGUAGCUCAUAAUUUGUAGGUCUUUUACAUUCAGAAGAGACAGCCAGGAUGAUAGGUUUUGGAUUAAUACCUUAUACUUGACUACUUUUUCCCUAUCCUUUUAAAAUAAGAAUAAUGAUUACUACCUUAAAAUACAUAGAGGUGGGGAAUAAAGGAUGUCAAAAAGGAAGCAGAAAACAAAACUGAUUUCUUUAUUUUGGGCUGCAAUAAAUUCUUUAACACUUUUUUUUAAGCUGUUAAAGCAAGGUAUCUUGAUAAUGUGUCUGUAGUAAUUUGUAUUCAUAAAUUUGUGUGUGUGUGUGAUUAUUGUAUUAUGCUUCUAGUGUAGCCUGGAUUCAAAUGUAAUAGUUGAUUAUUUUUUUUCCGCCCCUACCACUCCAAAAAGGAUCUUUGCUAAGGUAAAACUAGCAGCUAGUCUAACACCAGAGUUACUAGCAUUAGAUUUCAGACCAAGAAGUACACUUGUAUCAAAAUGUUAUUUUGCAAAACCUGACAAAAUCAGAGGGGUAUUGUUUUUAUCCCGUUACCAGAUUUUUUACUACUAUUGCAUGUUUGCAAUUUGACAAAAAACAAGAGCACUGACCUUUUAAGUGACAUCUGAAGUUUCUUUUUCAGCAUUGUUAGCAUUUACAGGAUAAAUGUUUAACUUCUGGCUGUCACAGUAAAUGAAUCUUAAGUGCUUUUUUUUUUUUUUUUGCAGUACUAGUGUGAUGUAAAUAUUGCGCCUUACUCACUAGGCUGCAGAUUUUAUAGCUGACAAUUUGCUGUAUCUGAAGUUAGUGGGAAAGUGCAAAUCAUAAUUUUCAAUUUGCCAACUCAUUGCCUUUGUUGUAAAUAAGCGAUUAAAGAUUUUAUUUAAACUGUUCACCUUCUUUCAAUUUGAUUUACUGCUACAGUAAUUUGAGUGUGAAUGACACAUGAAUACAACUGUCCCCUUCAUGGAGCAGGGCCAUCUGCAGUGUAACUAGUACAAGAGUUUGUGCUUUCAGUAUUUUAAGGCUUGUACUGAAAAGAGAAUUCUUGUGGGAACUUAUGAAGAAUCAGACUCUAUUUAUUUAUGCUUGAUUCCAGGUAUCUCUUUAUCCAUGUAAUAGCUGUGUUCUACAAGGAAACAACUUGUAAAAGCUCACAAUACCUGGGGACUUUAGUGCCCACUGUAGCCACUAUUAGGAAUAAUCUGAUUUCCUGCAUGUGUACAGGUAAAAACGGGCAUUAGUAGAAAUAAUACCUGAAGGAUGAGAGCUGCUGGAAGCUGAGUAGCUACUGUGCUCUAGCUUUUCAAAAACCUCACACUGAAGAGUUUUAGGGUUUUUUAUUACUUGAAGCUAUGUCUGUUUGGUGUAAAACUUAGGUGAGGUACGAGAGGAGACUUCGAUAGGGAAACAGUUAAGUCUCUUGGUUGCUUCUUUCACAGCAUUUCUGGAAAGCUAAGUUGUUUUAUUAUUACUUAAUUAUUUCAUUCCAUUUGCACAGUAUUCCUGCAUUUUUUUUUUGCUGGGAGAAAAGUUAUUUUUUCAUUGCAGUAGCUUACAGGAUCAUACCUUUCCAUUAAAGAUUGCUACUGAAUUUCUGAAAUAGAAACCUUUUGAUGACACCUACCCUGUCUUUUGAAAACUACUACAACGGUGUUCUACAGCAUGACCUAACAAGUUUAUAUAUAUAAAGUUCAUUUACAGAUAGUCCUUCAUCUUUGUAUUAACCAUAUCUGUUCCACUUUUUUUAUGCCUAAUUUUCUCCCAGCUUUUAAUCAGAAGUCUUAAAGACUGCUCUUGCCUUAACACACUGCUUGAAAACUCAUAAUGGUCAUUUUCAGCCCUUUACUUAGUCUCAUUGAGUAAGGGUACAGUAUGUCCUUAAUUUUUCUUUAACUUAUUUUGCUAUCUUACUAAUUGCUAAAAAAGUUUUAUAAAUAUACCUAACCACUAUUAUUUGAUGGUUUUGCUCUUAUCAGAGAUCAUCUACCCUGAGAAGCCACUUCUCUGUAACACUGCACUUUGAAAAUAUCCUGCAUCUACUAGGUUUAGUUGUAUCAGACAGUAACCUAGAUUUUAUGGAUCAUAGUUUUGUUUUGUGAUUUCUUU